This is a messenger RNA of Ilex paraguariensis (yerba mate), 1128 nucleotides long. NCBI's taxonomy places the organism in Eukaryota, Viridiplantae, Streptophyta, Magnoliopsida, Aquifoliales, Aquifoliaceae. The record is from the annotation of a GenBank genome assembly.
AUGGAGCCUUUACACCUUAGUUCUGAUUGCUUUGGACUCAGUAGGCUCAGUGUACUUUAUGUGGUUGUUACCGUAUCUAGUGUCAGCUUCGUGGGUGAUCUUCUACGUCUAAUCAUCAUUUUGUUCUAUAUCGUUUGGGAAGUCAACCGUUUAGUGAGAGACAUAAUCUACAUUCAUGGCACAAAAUCCAUGCAUAAACAUGCUCUUCAAAUUGUGAAAUGCCUCCGCUCCGGAAUUAUCAAUUCAGGUUGCUCAAGAGCUCCCUCAAUACUUGAACAGGCUCUUAUAUCAGCAGCACGGUCAGGGAUUCAUGAAAUUGUGGAAGAGAUUGUGGGUUCAUAUCCUGAUGCCAUUUGGUUUUCUGACAUUGAGAACCAUAAUGUGCUUCACCUUGCUGUUAUAAAUCGCCAUGAUAAAGUAUUUAACCUCAUAUAUCAAUUGACACAUUCGAACCAACUCAAUCUUGUUUCCAGUGCGACUUUGCAAGUCCAGCGUGAGUUACAAUGGUUUAAGGAAGUGGGGAAGUUUGUGCAUCCAAACCUCAAAGAGGAAACAAACUUGGAAAGAAAAACACCUGCAAUGGUUUUUACUGAUGCAGACAAAGACUUGAUUAAGGAAGGAGAGAAAUGGAUGAAAGAUGCGGCCAACUCAUGCACGGUUGCAUCAGCACUCAUUGCUACUGUUGCGUUUGCAGCAACAAUUACUGUGCCUGGUGGCAACGAUCAAAUCCAUGGCUUCCCGAUUUUCGCCAAAGAAAGGGUCUUCAAAGUAUUUGCAGUUUCAAAUGCGAUCUCCCUAGUCUCCUCCAUUGCUUCGGUGAUAACAUUCUUGUCUAUUCUCACUUCGCGCUAUGCAGAAGGUGAUUUUCUUGUGGUCCUUCCUAGAAGAUUGUUUAUGGGCCUUGUUACUCUGUUCCUUUCCAUAACAUCAUUGAUUUCGGCAUUUGCUGCCACAAUAUACCUUAUUUUUGGGCAUAAAGAUGUCGUCAUCUUCCCAGUAGUGAUUUUGGUGGCCUUUCUGCCGCUGUGGAUGUUUGGGUCUGGUCAUUUUCCCUUAUUUCUUGACAUGUUCCCCUCCACUGUCGGCCGCCGGAUUUUCCACAAGCAAAGCGCACGUAUACUGCACUAA